GAAACAAAGGCAUAGCUUCCAUAGCUAUCUGGAAAAACCCAACCAUUCCAAUUUCCGACCCACUUUCCAUUCACUCCACAAGCACCAAACUUUCACUCAUUCUGCGACACCCAUUGUCCUAAAAUCCUUAAAAAACAUGUCCGUCGCAUGUGGGGUGGAGUGUGUCUUCGUACUCGGUUGCGCGCGUUGGUUGUGGAAACGCUGCACCUACAUCGGCUCCUACGACAGCGCCACGUGGCCCUCCGCCACCGCCGACGAGUUCGAACCGGCCCCCCGUGUCUGCCGCCUCAUCCUCGCCAUCUACGAACCCGAUCUCCUCCAACCGCAGCAUUACCAACCCGCCGGCGGUUACCGCCUAAACCCGGAUUGGGUAGUGAAACGCGUCACCUACGAGGACACCCUCGGCCACGCGCCGCCGUACAUCAUCUACGUCGACCACGACCACCGCGAGAUCGUGCUCGCGGUGAGAGGUCUCAACUUGGUCAAAGAAAGUGACUACAAGCUUCUAUUGGAUAACAGUUUGGGGAAGCAAAUGUUCGAUGGUGGUUAUGUUCACCAUGGUUUGUUAAAGUCUGCGACUUGGUUGCUGAACCGGGAAUCUGAGACCCUGAAACAGUUGUGGGUUGAGAACGGUUCAGAGUAUGGGAUGGUGUUUGCUGGGCACUCUUUGGGGUCUGGUGUGGUGUCUUUGUUAACCAUAUUAGUUGUGAAUCAUAGGGAAAAGCUUGGAGGGAUUCCCAAAGAGAAGAUUCGGUGUUAUGCUAUUGCUCCUGCCAGGUGUAUGUCUCUCAAUUUGGCUGUUAAAUAUGCCAAUGUCAUACAUUCUAUAGUGUUGCAGGAUGAUUUCUUGCCAAGAACGCCCACUCCAUUGGAAGAUAUAUUCAAAUCAGUAUUCUGCUUGCCGUGCUUGUUAUUCUUGGUUUGCCUGAGGGACACCUUCAUACCUGAGGGUAGAAAGCUUAGAGAUCCAAGGAGACUUUACGCACCUGGUCGAAUGUAUCAUAUUGUGGAGAGAAAAUUUUGCAGAUGUGGGAGAUUUCCUCCUGAAGUGAGGACUGCUAUUCCUGUUGAGGGAAGAUUUGAGCAUAUUGUCUUGUCCUGUAAUACGACGUCAGAUCAUGGAAUUGUUUGGAUUCAGAGGGAGGCAGAGAAAGCCUUACAAUUAAUGAAGGAUCACAGCUCCGAAACUGUGACAGUCCCUCCAACCGUACAAAAGUUUGAGAGAUUGAAAACCAUUGAAAAGGAACAUAAAGAUGCUUUGGAAAGAGCAGUUAGUUUAAAUGUACCUCAUGCAGUUGACACUGCAGAGAAAGAACCGUCUGCAAACAAUGAAGGUGAGGCAUCCAGUAGUGGGGCCAAAGACCCCUCAAGUACCCAAUCAAAAUCAAGUGGUGCUAGGGCAAACUGGGAUGAGGUUGUUGAAAAACUCUUAAAGAAGAAUGAGACAGCAGAUCCACACCUGGAAAGGGAUACAAAUGUCCCACAAUGACACCUUUCUCUCCUUGUUCUUUAGGUUAGAUACAUCAUGUCCACAUCCAUUCAUAUAAUUGAUUCUUUUGGUUCUUCUAGAUAUUCUUGAGUUUGUAAAUUUAUGAUGUAAAAAAGAUAGUUACCAUUGCUUGGAACCCCACACUUACACUCUUAAGGGGAAUUCCAAUUGAUAAGACUUGAGAGCGAGCACCAUCACAAGAAGAAAGGAAUAAUGGAGAAGAUAAAGGAGAAACUUCCUGGAACACAUCACCA
This is a messenger RNA of Gastrolobium bilobum, 1743 nucleotides long. RefSeq lists its product as uncharacterized. Gene Ontology annotation, biological process: lipid catabolic process. The transcript has 5 exons. The record is from RefSeq and is a predicted model, not a curated record. Lineage: Eukaryota; Viridiplantae; Streptophyta; Magnoliopsida; Fabales; Fabaceae. The coding region runs from base 137 to 1489 and encodes 450 amino acids.